Molecule: messenger RNA, 1526 nt
Organism: Bactrocera dorsalis (oriental fruit fly)
Lineage: Eukaryota; Metazoa; Arthropoda; Insecta; Diptera; Tephritidae
Gene: CREG
Product: protein CREG1
Exons: 4
Coding region: 637-1281 (214 amino acids)
Source: RefSeq, a predicted model, not a curated record
GGAACAAAAACUAAAACAGAACAGAUCGUGGAAGGGUGUAACAGCAACAACAUUAAUAUUUAAACAGGUAAAACAAAAAGAAAGGUGCUCCAACAAAUUCAAAAGAUAUGGUGGAAGUGGUAGUUUCGCUAUAAUUAUAUCUAUAAAAGUGCAAUGUAAAUGUUAUUAUUAAGUUUUUGUGUAAUAAUUAUAUCUAUAAAAGUGCAAUGUAAAUAUUAUUGUUAAAUUUUUGUGGAAGACGCAGUUUGUAUUUAAGUGAAUUUAUAUACGUAUAAGUGUACAAAUUGAUCUGCGCAAAUAUUUCUGAUAAUGCGCUAAUUUUGUCUGCUGACUGACGAAUCAUAGUACGUGACAAAAGCGCCUUUCUCUUUUAAAUUUCUUUAUUCUAAAGUGAAUGUAGAAAAUACACAAAUACAUAGGAACAUUUGUGCUCGUUCCACUUGCUAUAUUUUAAAGUGAAAUAUACAUUCAUUAACAUUUUUUAAGCUGACAAUGUUGAUGCAAAUAUGUUUUGUUGCUGUAAACCUCAGUCUGAUUUGAUCAGCCUAAACAAAUGAAAAUAUUGUGAUUCCUAACAUGGUAGUGGCACGGAAACAGUAAAAACAUAGUUGGAUAGUUCCAGAAAUAGACUACAACAUGGCGAAAGCAAACUGCAGUGUCUUUACAUUUUUGCUAGCAACAUUUAUGAUGUUCAAUUAUUGUGCAGCAUAUUCAGCGCUCGAAGAUGCACGCAUAAUUUCAGAAUAUAAACGUUAUUUGCGUACAACCGAUCAUGCUGCAGUUGCCCGCAGUUUGGUGCAUAAAACUAAUUGGGCGUCAGUGGGUAGCAUAUCCACAAAUGAUAAAAUUGCGGACUAUCCCAUGGUAAACAUAAUCUCGGUGGAUGACAGUGCUGUGGAUGGCACGUCCACAGGGCGCAUACAUUUCUUGCUAACUGAUUUGGAUUUUACUGGUCCUGACUGGAAGCAUAUUAAUAAAGUCACCUUUCUCUUCUCCGAUGAUCAAACUUUAAAUUGCAAAAAUCAUGGACUUGAUCCAAUGGAGCCGACAUGCCCACGUACCAUAAUUAGCGGAAAGGUUAAACAGUUGGACAAAAACGAUAAGAAUUACAACGACUGGUUACAGGCAUUCACAGUUCGCCACCCAGCUGCGAAGUCUUGGAUUAAAGCACAUAGUUUCUACUUAUGCGAACUGGAAAUAGAAAAUAUUUUUGUAUUGGACUUCUAUGGCGGUCCUCAUAAUGUGGCUGUGAGCGAUUAUUAUAAUGCGAAACCGAACUAAUUCAUGCCGAAUAGUGAUAAAAGUCAACAACUGAGAUAUAAAUGGAUGUUCAAUAUUACACAUUUGGUGCUUUGUAAUUAAAUAUAGGCAUACAUCUUGUAUUUUGUGUUAUUAGAAACAGAUACACACAUAUAUUUUACAAACUUUUAUUAUACUAUCCAGAUUAGUUGCUUAAAAAGCAAAAUUUUAAUAUUUUUAACAUACAGUGAGACUGGUUUAUAAUAAAGCAAUAUCUAAAAAAUUUA